Messenger RNA from Toxorhynchites rutilus septentrionalis, 1978 nucleotides. RefSeq names its product transcription factor MafB (gene tj). Gene Ontology annotation, cellular component: nucleus. The record is from RefSeq and is a predicted model, not a curated record. NCBI's taxonomy places the organism in Eukaryota, Metazoa, Arthropoda, Insecta, Diptera, Culicidae. The transcript has a single exon. Gene Ontology annotation, molecular function: DNA-binding transcription factor activity, RNA polymerase II-specific; RNA polymerase II cis-regulatory region sequence-specific DNA binding. Gene Ontology annotation, biological process: regulation of transcription by RNA polymerase II. The coding region runs from base 421 to 1593 and encodes 390 amino acids.
GUCGCGGCUGAAUUCACAUCGAUUGCACGCUUACUGCGUGUUCCACUUGUCGUCGGUCUUAUCGUCGGUCUUAUCUCGAGCGGCGUUGAUUAGUGCAAUAGUGUUCUUGGCCAAUUGAUUCGCGCGUGAUUAGUGCUCUCAUGAUUGCGAUUGGCAUCAACUCACAGGAACUAAACCACGUGGAAUGAUAGAACUGUGACUGCGGUAGACGUGUUUAUGUUUUGGAUCUGCGGUGAAUUAUGCAAGCUAGAGAAGGUUUCCGCGACGCUCUGCUUGUAAAUAGUGAGCACUAAACACGGAAGAACAGUGACACAAGUUGUUUUUCGGGGUGUGAAGACGAAGUGACUAAACCUUGAGCCGCUUUUCACUUUAGUUUCAACAUUAUUUUUUUCGGUGCAAAGUGGUAAAACAAAUUGUUUUAUGAAACUACCGGGAGAACGUGUUGCCAGAGCGAUGAAUCUCGAAGAACCCGCUUUCGCAGACAAUUACAUACAAGAAUUUGUGCUAGAACAUCUGGAAGAUACCAAUGUCAAGCGAGAGGAUGUCAGUCCCACCACAGGGAAUGCCAAAAUCUGGACCACCGUGAGUGACGAAAAUGGAUUUAUUCCUAUACGGUUGAAAGCCAACGGUGCCACUUGGCACGUGGAGGAGCGCAAGGUGAAUUCAAUCACUCCAACGUCGGAUUUCUAUCCACAUCCUACGCAUGGUCAACCGGUUUUGCUGAAUCCACCUAUUUCGGGUGUACCUUCUACCCCACCCGAAACACCACCUGUGAUUGGUUCACCAAAUCAUGCGAAUCCCGCUUCGUACUCCUACUAUGGGAGUCGCAUCCAACCUGAUCAAAUGGAGAACAUGAUGAUCGUUCCGCAGACGAUGCGUAUGGAGCAACCUCUGGAUCUGCGACCUUCGCACCAAUUUUCGAUCACAUCCGAGGGUGAAUGGAUCGAGCGGAAAGAUUAUAUGCCAUCGCAUACCACCAAUGGAUUUUCCCAUCAUCAUCAUGGUCAGCUAGAACAUUUGAAUCCUAUGCAUAGCGGUUCCCAUCAUCAUCUUCAUCUGCACGGACAUUCCAAUCGACCGCACUCUGUAAGUUCCGCUGGUUCAUUGGCAUCUCCCAGACACGGUAACAGUGGCGGAAGCUGCUACACUAGCAGCAACAGCAGUGACGAUAUUAUCAACGAUGACCUGCUGAUGUCACUCUCGGUACGUGAACUUAAUAAGCGGCUGCAUGGUUGCCCACGUGAUCAAGUUGUACGUUUGAAGCAGAAAAGAAGAACACUGAAAAACCGUGGCUAUGCACAAAAUUGCCGCUCGAAGCGUCUUCAACAGCGACAUGAUUUGGAGAUUACCAAUCGUCAGCUUCAGAGUGAGAUGCAGCACAUGAAAAUGGAGCUGGCGCUGCUCAAGCAGGAGCGGGACGAGCUUAAGAACAAACUUCGCGAUCAUGCCACCAUAACUUCGGCGGCUCAGCAUCAACAUGCCCAACAACAAGUUCAACACCAGCAGUCAUCUCGUCAAUCAAGCGGGGUGCUAUCUUCCGCAAAACAACAACUGAUUACCGAUAGCACCAGCUCACCGGAGUACUACGUAUGACGGCAGAUUGGGGGCCAACAACCGUGGAUCGGACGUUACGCUUCCUAAUGCUGUGCAAACACUACCCAUAGCCGAUGAUGAGUUAUCAGGAUCAGAACAAUGGAACAUGUAAAUACAAAUCAGUAAAGACUGGAGACUGUGCGGGGCGCAAAUGUUACUUCGAUAGACUAGGGAUUGAGGCGUUCCAAACAUCCUGUACGAGCCUGGCGUGACUAGGUGACAAAACGCAAAUUAUACGAUGUUCGUAAUUUCACUCAAGGAUUAUAUUCGUGAAAAAAAAAACACACACACACACAAAGUAGAUUGUGAAAGUAACCAUUUAGAAUCGUCGAAUUUUAGUUGAAGCAAUACUUUGUUAACACUUUCAUUUUUAAGAAAGAUUAUG